Molecule: messenger RNA, 1197 nt
Organism: Lolium perenne
Lineage: Eukaryota; Viridiplantae; Streptophyta; Magnoliopsida; Poales; Poaceae
Source: RefSeq, a predicted model, not a curated record
AUGGAGGUGGAGAUGGAGGUGGAGAUGGAGGUGGAGGGGCAGGACGAGGAGGCGGAGAGGGAGAUGGCGCCGAAGAAGUUGCGCAUUCGUGGUGAAGCGCAAGUCCCUGAUGAGAGGAGGGAGCCUACUAGCCAGGAUGCGAAAGCCCUCAUCAUCCCGAACGAAAAAGACAAUUGGACAUAUGACAAGGGGGUUCGCCAGCCGUCGAGCAUGAUUGGAGCUCUUAUUAGGCAGUACUGGCCGGGCUUUUACACUCCGGUCCCCGGCGGCGAGAAGAAGCUAGCCGAGACUUGGGCGGACUAUGAGGCAGCUCCUUGCCCGGGCUUUGGGACAGCUUCUGACGCCGUGUACACCAAGUUUUGGACCCAUUAUAAGGUGCCUGAUGAUAUGGUUGAGCAAGGGAGGGCGGUACUGACUAGGGCUUGUCAGAGGUUGACAAGGCAACAGUGGUACAAUCAGAAGCAUACCUGCAUCGGGCACUUCAAGGCUGAGCAGGGCACGAGGGUCAAGAAAGCUGACAAUAUCAGGGACGAUCCUCAGCUGACAAAGGAAGAUUACUUCAAGGUUAUGCCCCUAUGGUGCGAGAAUAAGGAAGACGCAUUUGAGGCCUUGGUAGCGAGGUGGGUUGGCGAAGACGCCGACUUCAACGCCAAGAGCGCGCGCAACAAGGCAAACCGGGAGGCGGAACUCGGGGAGCCUCUCACCGAGGUGGGAGGGUGGCAGAAGAUGAAGCUGAAGCAGCCCGAUCUGAGCCAGCCUCAGCCCUCGCUGCCCGAGUACUUCGGCUAUGCCGAAGAGGAGUUGGAGAAGUACUGCUUGGUGUUCAAGGGUCUUCAUCCGGAGGUGGAUGAUCCUAUUGAGCAGGAGACCGACUUGACGGCGAUUAUGGUGGCGGGGAGCGGCGCGGAGCAUGGCCGCACGAAGCUUCUUAGUGGGGUGAUCAAGCCGCAGAGGACCCUCACGCAGAUCAGGUCUACCCUCACCACCGGCGACCCACCGGUCGCGCCUCCUCGACACCGUCGUACGGAUGCUCACUUUGAGGCCGCCUACACGGCCGCUUAUGAGAAGUAUUUGACGGUUGUAGCAGAGUGGGACCUCAAGAGAGCGGCUUGGGAAGAGUACCAGGAGGCGACGAGUCGUGACGUUCUUCCCGGGACCGGAGAGAGGAUCGCACUUCCGGCCGAGGAGCCAGCCUAG